Caenorhabditis briggsae is the source of this 2580-nucleotide messenger RNA. The coding region runs from base 1 to 2580 and encodes 859 amino acids. The record is from RefSeq and is a predicted model, not a curated record. The transcript has 7 exons. Lineage: Eukaryota; Metazoa; Nematoda; Chromadorea; Rhabditida; Rhabditidae. Gene Ontology annotation, cellular component: plasma membrane. Gene Ontology annotation, biological process: protein localization to plasma membrane.
AUGAAUGGAUUGUGUUGUUGUACACCAUGCAAGCCAAGAUAUCGGAGAUUGGUGGAUUCAAUAUAUCCACGGGCAGUUACCGAUGGAUUACUCCAUUCCAAUAUGCAGAAGCUGACAUUUUAUGCUAUUUCUCAUCCGGAAAAACUUGAAAGAAUUGGAGAAUAUCUAGUGAUGAGAAUGGUUCGGGAUUUGAAUCGACAGCGUCCUGUUCAAGUCAAGAUAGCAGUUGAAGCGAUGGAUCAACUUCUUCAAGCAUGUCACAGUUCGCCUAGUCUUCCGCAGUUCAGUGAGAAUCAUUUGAGAAUGGUUCAACGACUGUUGGAGAGCAACAAUGCAAAAAUGGAGCAACUGGCCACUGACUCAUUCGUCACAUUUUCCAACAUAGAAGAGAGUUCACCGUCCUAUCACCGCCAGUACGACUUCUUUAUUGACAAGUUCUCUCAAAUGUGUCACGCCAAUCCGCAAGCUGCAUAUGGAGAAGAUUUCCGAUUAGCGCGUUGUGCUGGGUUGAGAGGUCUCCGAGGAGUUGUGUGGAAAUCAGUAACCGACGAUCUUCAUCCGAAUAUUUGGGAGCAGCAGCACAUGGAUAAAAUCGUUCCUUCUAUAUUGUUCAAUCUUCAAGAACCUGAUGAUAAUGGUGGAUUUUCUUCGUCUCACAUUCCGAAAUUUGAUAAUAACUUUACGGAUUCGACACAAUCUCACAGAGGAGACGAUGAAGCUACACCGAAAGUGCUCUCGGAUCGUUGUUUGAGAGAGUUGAUGGGAAAAGCUUCAUUUGGGUCCUUGAGAGCAGUUAUCGAGCCAGUUCUGAAACAUAUGGAUCUCCAUAAACGUUGGUCGCCACCUCCAUCAUUUGCCAUUCACGUAUUCCGAGCAAUUAUCUACAGUAUUCAAAGUCAAAACAGCUAUUUUGUGAUACAAGAGCUGAUUAAUCACUUGGACAGUAUGUGUUCAGCUGAUGCAUCCACAAGAAUUGGAAUCGCUACAGUUCUCUCAAGCAUUGUUUCGAUUGCUGGAACAUCUAUCGGCCCACUUUUGCUCUCAAUUUUCAAUUCUCUUCUCAAACAUCUUCGCACUUCUGUUGAUUUUGAAAGAAGUGGAAAAUGUAGUGAUCAACCAGCUGAGAAGAUGUAUCAAGAAGCUUUAAUAAAUGCUAUGGGAGACUUUGCAAACGCUCUUCCUGACUAUCAAAAAGUUGAAAUGAUGAUGUUCACAGUUGGAAAUAUUCCGAAUCUUGAUGAAAGAAAAUCAAAGCAAGGAGAAGAAUUCUUGCAACAUGUCCUUGUCAAAACCCUUCUCAAAGUUGCCACCAAAUACAGAACUGCCUAUUUAGCCACAGUAUUCACUGAUUCAUUCCUGGAUACUCUUCUACGCCUUGCCUUGGUUCGUGAUCCGCAAGUUCGAUUGGCUACCCAACAGAUUUUCCAUACUCUCCUUGAUAGACACGACAAUGCUGCGAAUCUCGUUCAUCUCGGAUACGAGUUAGAUGUUGCUGAUGUACAGUUAACCGUCGAGAAAUGCUCAAGAGCCGAUCAAAUGUUCAUGAGAAAGCACAUUGGCGAUAUCACCUAUAUGCUAUGGAGAGCUGCUGCUGCUGCAGAUGAAACUGAUCUCAGCACGCACGCUGAUGCAAUUCUAUGCACGAUGAGCUUGUUGUGCAUUGAAUCUUUGGUUGAGCUGUUCCGUCUGUCUAUGGCACUUCAACAACUCGCUUUAGACACUAAACAGAACUUCAGCGAUGCGAAACGAAACAGUAUUCACAAUAUCGUUGCCAAGUAUAUGAAUCUAUCCGCCCAAUUGAUUGCCAAUCCUUCCCUUUGCCAGCAAGUACAACAUGUCGUUGGCUGUCGAGCCCAACGUGGAAUUCCUGGUCUCAACCUUCUUCUCAGUGUCAAGGAAUCCCCGAUGAACGAUGAUCCACUGUCCUCUACCGCUGUGAACGGAACAAUUCCGGAAGGCACGCCCAGGACGAUAACCGAAGGUGAUCAUGCCCUGCUGUUCAAUAUCGAAGAUGUAGCUGAGUCUCUGAAAGCUUCUGGAAAAGAUGCAUCACGUCUAUUUGUGCCGUUCAAUAUGAGUUUGAACGGAAGAGAUGGAAAUGGAGACAGUUGGCAGAGGGAGGAUGGACAGAACUUUGAUUCGACGGAUGGCAGAGAAUCGCCUGAUGGAUACAAGACAGUUGGUAUUGAUGAUGUUUCGGUUGAUAUGUCAGUUGAUUGGACACCGCCGAUUAGUAGAAAACAGAGCAGAAGAAAUACGAUAUUCUCAAUUGUCAAUCCGCCAAAACUCAACGCAUCAACUGUCGAUGAUCUCAAAGCAUAUGCUAAUGCUUCAUUCGAUCCAAUCGAAGAAGAUAGAAAAGAGAAAGAGCUCACUGGAAGUAUCCUUUCCGAAAUUCGGAAUACCGACUUCGAAGAACGAGUCAAUACUAAUGAAUCUCUGAAUGAGAGAGGCGAUUUGUCGAAAUCCAUCGCUCGUCUUUUGGUUCGAAAUGGAGAAACAACAAAAGUUCGAGACAUCGGAAGACCGACUAAGCCGAAAAAUGUCUUUGAGAUCGAGCUGCCAUCUUUUGCAUACUGA